AUGACCCCCACCAUCGGUCUCCUGGGCGGAGGCCAACUAGGUCGCAUGCUGUGCGAGUCGGCCGGCCCGCUAGGCUACGACAUCAUCGUCCUAGACACCGGGGACGACACCCCGGCCAAGCGGGCCAAUGCCCGGCCGGACCACAUAUCCGGCUCGUUCAAGGACGCCGACAAGGUGCGCGAGCUGGCGUCCAGGUGCGACGUGCUGACCGUCGAGAUCGAGCACGUAGACACCCACGUGCUCGAGGAGGUGGCCACCAAGGGUGUGCGCACCGCCGACGGCACCGUGAAGAAGGUGCCGGUCCACCCUUCGUGGCGCACCCUGAGGCUCGUGCAAGACAAGUUCCUCCAGAAGGAGCACUUCCAGGCCCGCGGGGUGCCCAUCGCCGAGCAGCUGGAUCUGGGCGCCGACGGCAUCGACGGCGGCAAGCUCGUCGGCAAGCUCAGGGACGCCGCUUCCGAGCUCGGCUUCCCGUUCGUGGUCAAGGCUCGCAAGGGAUCCUACGACGGGAGGGGGAACUUCAAGGUCAGCAGCUCCGAGGACUUUGACCGCGCCAUCGCGGCGCUCAAGGGUCUGCCCCUCUACGCCGAGAAGUGGGUGCCCUUUGUCAAGGAGCUGGCCGUCAUGGUGGUCCGCACCGAGGACGACGAGGGGAACACCAAGAAGGUCUACUCUUACCCCGUCGUCGAGACGGUCCACCAGGAUGACGUGUGCAAGCUCGUCUACAUGCCGCCCCGGGGGGUCGACGAGGCCUCCCGAGCUCGGGCUGGGAAGGUGGCUGAGGAUGUCGUCGAGAGUCUCUGGGGGAGGGGUGUGUUUGCUGUUGAACUGUUUCUCCUCGAGGAUGGCUCCAUCAUGGUCAACGAGGUCGCCCCCCGCCCUCACAACUCAGGUCACUACACCAUGGAGGCCAUCCCCCAGAUGUCGCAGUACAAGGCCCAGCUCCACGCCAUAAUGGACUUGAUCCCUCCGCAGCUGAAGCUCGAACCCCGCUUCCCCAGGGCUGUCAUGCUCAACAUCCUCGGCGGCGCCGUCCCGGAGUCCCACGAUGAUCUGGUCCGCCUCUCGCGCACGGGUUACAUCGACGCCGAGACCGACGUACACCUCCACCUCUACGGGAAGGCGUCCAAACCCGGGCGCAAGAUCGGGCACAUCACUUUCACCUCGUCCAACGACCGUCUCGAGGAAUCCAUCGCCCCCUUCGUCGCGGAGGUGGAUAGGAUGCGUCAGGAGCGCCUGGAUUCUUCGGCUGCGCAGAUGCGUCCCACCGCUACUCCCGCUGCUGCUGCUGCUGCUGCUGCUGAUCCUUCCUCUCCUUCGACGUCGCGUGAUCGUGAUGCCCCCCUUGUCAUGGUGACGAUGGGGUCGGACUCAGACCUCCCCGUCCUUUCGGCCGGUCUGGACAUUCUAGAAAAGUUUGGCGUCCCCUAUGACUGCACCAUCACGUCUGCUCACCGCACGCCGGGACGCAUGGCCGAGCUGGCGCACGGCGCCGCCGCGAGGGGCAUCAAGGUCCUCAUUGCCGCUGCCGGGGGCGCUGCCCAUCUCCCCGGUAUGCUGGCAUCGGAGACCACCGUGCCUGUCAUCGGUGUGCCCAUCAAGGCUACCCAUCUCGACGGAAAAGAUAGUCUGCUCAGCAUUGUUCAGAUGCCGAGAGGCAUCCCCGUCGCUACCGUCGGCAUCAACAACUCAACUAAUGCAGCCCUGCUGGCCGUCCGCAUGCUGGGAUCCCACAUCCCAGACUACCAGAAGAAGAUGGCAGACUACCAGGAGACCAUGAAGGUCGAGGUCGAGGCUAAGGCUGCCAGGCUCGAGGAUAUAGGCUAUAAGGCUUACCUCGAGAAGAAGUAA
This is a messenger RNA of Geosmithia morbida, 1851 nucleotides long. RefSeq names its product phosphoribosylaminoimidazole carboxylase. The record is from RefSeq and is a predicted model, not a curated record. The coding region runs from base 1 to 1851 and encodes 616 amino acids. Lineage: Eukaryota; Fungi; Ascomycota; Sordariomycetes; Hypocreales; Bionectriaceae. The transcript has 3 exons. Gene Ontology annotation, molecular function: ATP binding; metal ion binding; phosphoribosylaminoimidazole carboxylase activity. Gene Ontology annotation, biological process: 'de novo' IMP biosynthetic process.